Messenger RNA from Trypanosoma conorhini, 1056 nucleotides. RefSeq lists its product as uncharacterized. Lineage: Eukaryota; Euglenozoa; Kinetoplastea; Trypanosomatida; Trypanosomatidae. The transcript has a single exon. The record is from RefSeq and is a predicted model, not a curated record. Bases 1 to 1056 code for a protein of 351 amino acids.
AUGCGUGCUCGGCUCCUUGUGGCGUGUGUUUCCUUUGACUGUUUCCGCCGCUUUGCAUUUCUCUGCUUGUCGGCCAUGCAAUGUGCAAGUAAAAGCAUGUGGCAUCGUGUGCGGGUCCACGUGUUAGGCUCAACGGCGGCGCGGGCGGAGGCGGCACAACUGACAUCGAGCGUAGCCUUGAUGGAGCAGAAGGCGGGGCUUCGGAAUCUGCACCAAUACCCUACGGCCCGGCACAAAAGCUUGGUAAAAGACCGCAUCCGAUUUGCGAGGAACUGGUGGUUGACGGGCGGAAACAACUACGAAUUGGUGCACGAGCAGGGCCACGAGCGGGAGGCCACGGAGUGCUUCACAGAGUACGCCCAGGAUGCAAGCAACGACGUCUACCUCUUUUCAACUAACAGGUUGAGUGAUCUGCCGCCACGGGAUCGACUUAACGCUAUUGUUGGUUUGAUGACCGCCCGUUGGAAGGUUAAGGAUAACAACCGCGGAUUUGACAAGGCAAAGCUGCUUUUGCAGGCCCUGGAGUGCUUUAGCGAAAUGCGUCUCUCUGGGCAAAUUAAGGAAUUCGAGGAACUGCCAGAGCCCGAUCAGGAUACUUUUUUGCAGUACGUUGAGGGUUGUUCCCGGUUUGCGCAGGCGUGUUCGCAUUCGCACCCCAAUGCUGUUGCGAUUUUGUUGCGCGUGGCUCAAAUUUGCGAGGAAAUGCGGUGUGGUGGGAAGCGUGAUGAGAUGAUUCAUGUGGUGGAAGUGGCGGCGGACCGCAUGGACCGUGCGUAUGCCUUUACGCGCCCCCGUGACAAUUUGAAGCCAACGCCGCCGUCACUGAUGGAGAAUGAGGCGCAUGUGCGGAGGAAAAAUUUUGAAGAGCUAAAGAGGCGAUAUAGUGACAAGGCGCCCCAUGCGCUUGAGAAAAGGCAACCGACAGAGUACGUCCGCAUUCACCGCAACAAGCGACUCAACCUGCGCCCCAUGGAGAAGGGUAGAAGGGAGAUGGAGGUGUUGAAACUCCCCGCGCGACCCGAGUUCGAUGCCUGGACGGCGCUUCCAACUCGGUAG